UCCUCCGCGCUGGUUGGAGAGAAGGUGACAGGGGACGGUGAAAAUGGCCUCUGCCUAUCUGACUCACCAGCAGAAAGUGUUGCGGCUUUACAAGAAAUCACUGAGACACCUCGAGUCAUGGUGCAUCUUUAGAGACAAAUACCGGUUCUACGCCUGCAUGCUGCGGGCUCGCUUUGAUGAGAACAAGGAUGAGAAGGACAUGGUGAAGGCCACCAUGAUGCUGAAGGCAGGAGAGGAGGAGUUCUGGUCCAACCAGCAUCCUCAGCCUUACAUCUUCCCCGACUCUCCUGGAGGGACCUCCUACGAGAGAUAUGAGUGCUACAAGGUCCCAGAGUGGGUCCUUGAUCACUGGCACCCCUCGGAGAAGGCCAUGUACCCUGACUACUUCUCCAAGAGGGAGCAGUGGAAGAAGCUGAGAAUGCAGAGCUGGGACAAAGAGAUCGCCCAGCUGCAGGCUGAGACUCCAGCCGGAGGCCCCAAGACCGAAGCUCUGCCUCCUGCCCGCAAGGAGGGCGACCUCCCCCCUCUGUGGUGGCAGUACGUCACCCGCCCCAGGGAGCGCCCCACAUAAACACCCUCCACCUCCUGGGUGCAGUCACCCCUGCACUAUGACGGGGAACUAUCCCGACCACAGCAGCAGCAGCAUGAAGACCAUCUGACCUCUUAAUGAGUUACCACCUGUGUGUUCAGGAUGUUAUCACAGUCACACCUGAGGAGAUUCACCUGAGCUCGUGGCACGGCUGAGAAAACAACCUCCCUCUAUUUAAAGUGAUUCUUCAGUAGUUUUUGGAGGUUGGUGACUUUGAGAACUCCUGUAGAUGUAUGACUUAAUACCUGGAACUGUUCCAAUAAAUGUGUAAUGAA
Messenger RNA from Toxotes jaculatrix (banded archerfish), 864 nucleotides. RefSeq names its product NADH:ubiquinone oxidoreductase subunit B9 (gene ndufb9). The transcript is spliced from 4 exons. Gene Ontology annotation, biological process: mitochondrial electron transport, NADH to ubiquinone. The record is from RefSeq and is a predicted model, not a curated record. Lineage: Eukaryota; Metazoa; Chordata; Actinopteri; Toxotidae. The coding region runs from base 44 to 571 and encodes 175 amino acids.